This is a messenger RNA of Trametes versicolor FP-101664 SS1, 1750 nucleotides long. RefSeq lists its product as uncharacterized. The record is from RefSeq and is a predicted model, not a curated record. The transcript is spliced from 7 exons. The annotation marks the transcript as partial. NCBI's taxonomy places the organism in Eukaryota, Fungi, Basidiomycota, Agaricomycetes, Polyporales, Polyporaceae.
CCAUCUCACCGCGCCAAGUGAGGACACUGAUGAACAGCGAGAUCCUCGCCGCCCAGAACUUUCUCUCCGGACGCGCCGAGCGUUCCGUCAAGUGGAAGAGCCUGGUCAAGAGCGAUCCGCGCCGCACCGUGCGCGCACUCACGCUCACUGGGUUCAGCGCUGAGUCGAUUGACGGCGACACGCCGUGGGAUGCGCUGCCCAUCCUGCAGGAGCUUGAAGACGUCUCUAAGAAUGCGAAGGGCGAUGUGUGGAAGCGCCUCGUGAACGCGGGCCUCAUCGCUGCACUGUGCGACAACGCAGUCAAGAUGGGUCAAGUCGGGAUUAUGCACGACCCGAGUGCUCCCCGCCCGUCGAAGGAAGAGCUGCAAAGGCUUCAGAAGCAGCUUCCAUCGCCAUGGUACUACCCCCUGGCGGUCAUCUGCUCCGGCCUGGUCAACUGUGUCACUCCGCCCGGCGCGACAGAGUUACGGGUUGUAGAGGACCUCAAGAAACACUGGCACUCUGUGACUGAGUGUUUGUGGUCCGAUCCGUCUAACAGUCUUGAGGCAAGAGCGACAUUCGAGCGUUCAGUCGCCGCCCAGAUCGUUGUCCGCGUGCUGACCGCUGUUGAUCCGUCGUUCAUAGAGGUCCUUAUGGACAAGAAAGACCGGACGUUUGCCGUCUGCAUGCGGAACUGGCUAUACUCAGAAGGGCACAUGGACUGCUACCUCAACGCCAGCGUGCUGCUGCCAUUCCUCGAACAGGGCUCGCGUCUUUACACACCGCCGUUCUGGCUGCCCUACCUCGCAGAGCACCCAAUGCCCUCCGCAGAGGUGCUACUACCCCGCAUCCUCGAGGGCGCCAGCCGCCAUCCCGAGGCGAGCGCGAAGAAGCGGAACACAGAACAGACUGCAGCAGCCGUCGUCGCCGCCAGCGCGAAGCACCUCGCGCUGCCCGAGACCGAGCUCACCAUGCUGGACCUCUCCCUCGAAAUCGAUCUUGUUCGCGCACUCGUCGACCAUGCGAAGACGGCGUUCCCCGCGCUUCCCCGCGCCGCGUACAAGUCUGAACCGCUCUGGGAGGGAGUUGUGCGGGGGAUGCGACGAGCCGCGCUGGCGAAGAAGCGCAAGGAGAAGGAUUACGAUGUGAUCAUGUUAGUGCUGAGCUGGUGUGCGAAGGCGUCCAAACGGGUGCAAGAGGAGGGUUCGAAGACCGUCGACAAGCUCAUCUAUGCCUGGACGACUGCUGGUCUGUUGGACGCACUCGAAGAGUCCUUGGAAUUUUAUGUGGACCAAACGAGUGGCGGAUUGGGUCUUGUGAUGAUCCUGCACGAGCUCAUAGAGAGCAUCCCGAAGCUGAGUGCGAAGACCACGACAGCCCUACGCGCCCAGUUCCCUCGACCUCGCCUCGUAGCACAGCUCAAGAAAGCCGUUGGAAACGCGGAGGGCGAUCCUAUGCUCAUUUAUCAGCGCGAGAUUAUGAAAAUCGACGCGGGCGAACAGUCACCGGCCGCGCCGAGUGGGCUCUGGAAGCAUGGCGCAUUGGAGAUGGUGGAGUCGCUGACGGCUCUGCUAGGCGGCUCGGGACAAUGUGCACGGCGCGGGUGCGCGAAGCCUGCGACCGGUCCACCCUGCCACGUGGAGAGAUGCGAGGGAACGCGCUAUUGCUCUACCAUCUGUAUGGAGGGAGAUUGGGGCCAACACUGGGAGGUCUGCUGUGACGGUGACUACAAACGGAUCAUCGAGCGCAACAACGCCAUUCUUGAGAUUAA